Messenger RNA from Cicer arietinum (chickpea), 545 nucleotides. RefSeq names its product protein RADIALIS-like 4. Gene Ontology annotation, molecular function: DNA-binding transcription factor activity. NCBI's taxonomy places the organism in Eukaryota, Viridiplantae, Streptophyta, Magnoliopsida, Fabales, Fabaceae. The record is from RefSeq and is a predicted model, not a curated record.
GCACCACAAUUUUCCCUUAACCCAAAGUCUCUUGCAUUGAGCUAACAACUAGUCGCUAUAUUUUCUCGUAUCAACAACUAUCUUUCUCAAACAAAAUGGGUUGGACAAGAGAAGAGAACAUGCGUUUUGAGGAUGCUCUUGCGGUGUACGGUCCAGAAGAUCCCAACCGGUGGCAAAAAGUGGCAAACGCUGUUGGUGGAAAAUCAGUAAAAGAGGUUAAAAUGCACUAUGAGAUCCUUAUGGAAGAUGUCACUCGAAUAGAGCGUGAUCAAAUCCCACUACCCAUUUACAGGGGGGGUGCUGCUAUCAAUUUCAAAGGAACUCAAUUUGUCGAUCACCAAAUUAGCAAGCGAAUGAGGAAUCUGAAUAUCCGUUAAAGCAAAGACUAAUAGAGCUGUGGAGCUACUGUUUUUCAAUUAAUUUAUGUUAAUGUACUGCUCUGUAUUUAUUAUUUGAGUAAUUUCAUGUUAUUUUCACCCAAAUGUAAUUUGUAACAAAUAUUUUAUGUCAAAAUGAAAUUUUAGGCCCAAUUUAUUUUGUGAAAA